GCAAAGGAUGAUGCUUGUAUCAUCGUCCGCUCUGAAGAGGAUACAGCUGUUUUAUUACUGAACUCCCGCAUAAUGAAAGAUCAUGAUUAUCAAAAGCAACAAGACACGUUAGUAGUUUGGACUGAACCUAAUGGAUUAGAUUUGGCUUUAAGUUUUCAGGAAGCUGAGGGUUGUACAGAAAUAUGGGAGUUUAUAUCGGACAUUAAAGUUCGUAUGGGCAAUUCAAAUUCUAGUGAUGCGCGAUCUAGUCCUCCACCAGAACCGGAAAUACCGAAUAUGACGAUAAAACUACCGGAACCAACCUUGUCUAAUUUAGAAGAAAUUGAAACAAUAAUUAAAGUGUCGAGUCGGUCCAUUUAUGAACGAGAAAAGCUUGCAGCAUUUGUUACGCAGGGUUACAUUGCUAAAUUACUACCUCUACUUGCAACAUGUGAGGAUCUUGAAGAUUUAAAAGACUUACAUAGAUUAUGUAAUAUAAUGAAAGGCAUUAUAAUGCUUCAAGAUAGCGAAAUUUAUGAAUUUAUUUUACGCGACGAUGUUAUUAUGCAAGUUGUUGGAAUGCUAGAAUAUGAUCCCGAAUUCCCUAUUUACAAAGCUAACCAUCGCCAAUAUCUGGCAAAUAAUUCAAAAUUUAAAGAAAUUGUUAAAAUAAAGGACAAGGCGAUCGAAACAAAAAUUCAUGAAACUUUUCGUCUUCAAUAUCUCAAAGAUGUAGUGUUUGCACGUGUAUUCGAUGAUCCGACAAGUUCUAUACUUUCAUCACUUAUUUUCUUUAAUCAUGUUGAUAUUUGCAAACACUUUUCACACGAUGAUGAAUUUUUGGAAGAACUCUUUAAUAUUGUUAAUGAAGAAAAUGGGUCACCAAAACGUAAACGCGAUGUUAUCAUGUUUGUUCAACAACUUUGUUUUAUCGCCAAAAGUAUUCAUGUACAACAUAAAAAAGAAUUGUACAGGUCAUUAGCAAGGCAUGGACUAUUUAAAGUUUUUGAUCAUUCAUUGGUGGAUGAUGAUCCAACCGUCAAGACUGCUGGUGGUGAAAUAUUAGCGUCUCUUUUGGAUACAGAUGCAAGUAUUAUUAGAUCUCAUAUUGUGAAGCAGGCUGAGGACAAAAAGAAAACUUUGGCAGAAACAAUCAUUGAGAGAUUUAUUCAAGAUCCAGAUUUGGGUGUAAAAGCUCAAUACGCUGAAGCUCUUCGGCUUUUACUAGAUAUGAAUGCUGGAUUAUCAGAGAUGGGUUUUAUAGUUCCAGAGUCAUUAUCUCUGCUUCAACCUAAACAUGAUGAUGAUAUCGAUAAUUUUUUAAAUUUAUUCUAUGAAGAACUUAUAUCAAAGAUGGUAAAACCAGUUUCAGACCUUGAAAAAGAAGAUGGUAUGAAAGAAGAUUUUUAUAAUAGAUAUCUAGUACGUAAUAAUCUUUUCGAUCCCAUAAUACGCGUGUUUAUGGAAACGAAGGGACGGGAUAACUUAUUAAAUUCAGCGUUUCUUGAGUUAUUUGAUUUCAUAAGAAAGGACAAUAUUAAAUAUCUUAUUACACAUAUAAUGGAAAGGCAUGGUGAACAAUUGUUAAAAAUUGAUUACGUUGAUACUUUUCAACAACUUCAACUUCGUUAUGAACAAAAUAAAGAAAUCCUUAUUGGAUCAGAUAAAUCACCCGGUGAAUCUAGUCAAAGUCAAAGCAAUAUACGUCAAACAGGUCGCGAAGGUUGGUCAUCUGGAAUAGGUGAUGAAGACGAAGAUGCGUACUUUAACACUUCAGAUGAAGAAGAUAAUAUUAGUAAUACAUCCGGUGAAUGUUCGAAAAUUGUCACAACAAAGCAAGAUGAUGAAUCUAAAGAAGGAUCAAUACAUGAAAAUGAAUCAAAAUCACCAGCCGAUUCAAAAGAAGAGUCAAAAACUAGUAGUGUAGGAACUGUGGGGUUGGUUGAUUAUCCAGAUGAUGAUGAUGAAAAAGUGAAAAAGGACAUUGAUGAAUCAGUAACUUCCGAAGCUUCCGAUAAACAACAAACAUCAACUUCACCACCAUUAUCACCGCGACCAACCUGCUACAAACGAGGCAUCCCUCUCGUCAAAUGGGUCCUCACCCAAGAAAAGUGGAUUAAAGAUUCUGCGAUCGUCUCCGACGUUGAGGCCGAAAAUGAAGAAGGCACGCACAGAAUAAUUUUAUUUUUAUGCAUAAUUGAUGAUGACCUUUCA
Messenger RNA from Dentiscutata heterogama, 2193 nucleotides. Lineage: Eukaryota; Fungi; Glomeromycota; Glomeromycetes; Diversisporales; Gigasporaceae. The record is from the annotation of a GenBank genome assembly.